Molecule: messenger RNA, 808 nt
Organism: Cuscuta epithymum
Lineage: Eukaryota; Viridiplantae; Streptophyta; Magnoliopsida; Solanales; Convolvulaceae
Source: the annotation of a GenBank genome assembly
CGCGCGCCCUCGCGUACAGAGCUCACUCGCCAGGUUUGUGGAUGUCGCAGAACGCGGAAGGAGGGCCGCCGGAGGUCACACUGGCGACCUCAAUGGGCUCUUUUACAGUUGAGAUGUACACCAAACACGCGCCGAGAACUUGCCGGAACUUCAUUGAGCUCGCUCGGAGUGGUUACUAUGACAACGUUAAGUUCCAUAGGAUCAUCAAGGAUUUCAUUGUGCAAGGUGGCGAUCCAACUGGUACCGGAAGAGGAGGACAAUCCAUUUACGGUUCGAAAUUUAAGGAUGAAAUUGACAAAGAAUUAAAACAUACUGGAGCAGGUAUUCUAUCCAUGGCUAAUGCAGGACCGAACUCAAAUGGAAGUCAAUUCUUCAUUACAUUAGCACCUGCACAAUCGCUGGAUGGCAAACAUACCAUAUUUGGAAGAGUCUGUCGAGGAAUGGAAAUUGUGAAGAGACUUGGCAGCGUUCAAACUGAUAACACAGAUAGACCUGUCCACGAUGUGAAGAUAUUAAAGGCAACCGUUAAAGAUUGAUGUCAUGCUGCACUACAAAAGGGCCGUCAAUCUUUUCUAAAAGACACCAUCUUUGGCCUGUGCUCAAAUUGCUUUAUUGCAGCCAAUUGAUAUAAUUUGACGGAUGGAAUGACUAGGCUUUAUGUUUGUUAUUUCACAGUUUUAAUGCAUGGGAAUUCCUUAUUAUUCCCCUCAAAAACAAGAUCCACUUAUAGAACGGACCAGGAAUCGACCAAGCCAAGUGAUCAGGUCAAGGGUUAUACAAAAGGCUAAAGAUAUGGAAUUCGAAAAAA